CAUGCAAUGCUGCCCUGUAGAGUGCAGCCUGUUGGACACUCAAGUCACGACGCAAACGCAACAUACUAGCGAGCGCUGCCGAGUGCCGCUGUACUGACUAUUGCAGCCGUUUUCCGAGCACGUGUUCGCGAUCACUUAUCGAGGGUGUAUAAUUAACAAUUGUUCUCGACCAUAACUAAGCAGUUGACUUUGAUUUUGUGUUUAAUUCUACGCUUUAAUCAACGCAUCGUUCAAGAUGGUUGUCAUUGGCAAAAAAAAGUAUGAAGCAGGGGAGGCAACACAGUUUAUGACUAGGAAGCAAGCUUUGAAAAAGCUACAGCUUUCUCUCAAUGAAUUUAAGAGACUAUGCAUUUUAAAAGGAAUUUACCCUAGGGAACCUCGCAACAGAAAGAGAGCUCAAAAAGGAGACACUCGUAUUAAACUUUUGUAUGCCAAAAAAGAUAUACAAUUUUUAUUGCAUGAACCCAUAAUAUGGAAGUUGCGGGACUACAAGGUCUUUGCAAGAAAAGUGACAAAGGCAAAAUCCAUGAGAGAUUUCAAGACUAUGAAGAGAAUGUUGAAAAAUCAUCCAACAAUCAAACUUGAUCAUAUAGUAAAAGAACGUUAUCCAACUUUCAUAGAUGCUUUGAAAGAUUUGGAUGAUUGUUUGUCCCUAUGCUUCUUAUUUAGUACUUUUCCAUCAAUGGAGCAUAUUCCUAGGGAUCAGAGUGUUUUGUGUCGCCGAUUAACUGUAGAAUUCAUGCAUGCUGUCAUAGCAUCUAAAGCAUUGCGAAAGGUUUUUGUAUCAAUCAAAGGUUACUAUUUCCAAGCAGAAAUUAAGGGGCAAACAAUUACUUGGAUUGUACCACAUCACUUUGGAUUUGAACCUCAGAAAAAAAAUGAAGUUGAUUUUAAAUUGAUGUCAACUUUUGUGGAAUUCUAUAUUAUAAUGUUAGGAUUUGUAAAUUUCCGACUUUUUCACUCUUUAAACUUGGUGUAUCCACCAAAAUUCAACAACGCAAGUAUUACUGAAAAAUCCCUGGUGGAUGAACAAGCGUUUGUUUCUGAACGUGUCAGUGCUCUUAAUGUUCCCCUUAUAAAAUCUCUACAAAAUGAAGUAGAAGAAGAAGAGCUUGAAUUAGAUUCAUUUGGAUCUGAUGAGAGCAUGAGAGAAAAAAUUGAAGAGGUGUCAAAAUUGAAAAACCUUUUCAAAGGAUUAAAAGUAUUCUUAAACAGAGAGGUACCCAGAGAACCUCUUGUUUUUGUUUUGCGUUGCUUUGGGGCCGAAGUUUCUUGGGACAAACUAUCAUUUGUUGGAGCAACUUUUGGAGAAGAUGAUGAAUCCAUUACUCAUCAAAUUGUAGACAGACCCAGUGUAGACAAAAAAUAUAUUUCAAGGUAUUAUGUUCAACCUCAAUGGGUGUUUGACUCUAUAAAUGCCAGAGAAUUAUUACCCACUCACAAAUAUCUGCUGGGUGCUGUAUUACCUCCUCAUCUUUCUCCAUUCAAAGAAGAGCGUCAAGGUGAACAAUAUAUGCCUCCGGAAGAAAAGUUAAUGGAUGAAAAAGAAACAGACAACGGAAAUGAUGAUGACGAUGAAGAUGAAGAUGAUGAUGAUGAUGAUGAUGAAGAUGACGAUGAUGAUGAUGAUGAUAAUGAUACAAUGGAAGAAGUAGAAAAAACUGUAGAGAAACAAGAAAUAGAAGAAGAACAAGAAGAUGAAGAUGUAGCAGAUCCCAAAGAGAAAGAAAGAUUGAAAAAGAAAAAAGAGAUGAAAGUCAAAAGUGGAGAAGUCAUAAAAGAGGACCCUUAUGAGAAAAAGCGUCUGGAACGUCAAGAGUACCGUUUGAGGGAAAAGCUGGUACCUAACAAACACCGUAAAGUAUACAAAGCUAUGAUGAAAAGUCGCGAAGAUAAGGCUAAAGCUAUCUGGCUCUUGAGGAAGAAACGCCGCAUAAAUGACGAAGAGAAGCAAUCUCAAAAACGAGAAAAGGCCGUUGCUGAUAAACGUAAAAAGAAGUCAGCGUAAAUCGUUUUUAGUAGACUUUGUAAAUAAUAGGUGUAAUAUACUGUUUACUAGUUCUAAAAAAUUCAUAAAAAAAAA
Trichogramma pretiosum is the source of this 2083-nucleotide messenger RNA. Its product is annotated as pescadillo homolog. Bases 236 to 2008 code for a protein of 590 amino acids. NCBI's taxonomy places the organism in Eukaryota, Metazoa, Arthropoda, Insecta, Hymenoptera, Trichogrammatidae. The record is from RefSeq and is a predicted model, not a curated record. Gene Ontology annotation, cellular component: nucleolus; PeBoW complex. Gene Ontology annotation, molecular function: RNA binding. Gene Ontology annotation, biological process: maturation of LSU-rRNA from tricistronic rRNA transcript (SSU-rRNA, 5.8S rRNA, LSU-rRNA); ribosome biogenesis. The transcript is spliced from 6 exons.